Drepanopeziza brunnea f. sp. 'multigermtubi' MB_m1 is the source of this 1071-nucleotide messenger RNA. The record is from RefSeq and is a predicted model, not a curated record. NCBI's taxonomy places the organism in Eukaryota, Fungi, Ascomycota, Leotiomycetes, Helotiales, Drepanopezizaceae.
AUGAUCAUGACACCAGAAGAGCACCUCGCUCUUGGAAAGAUCAAUCCGGAGUUGGAGCAGAUCCUCAAAAAGAGCCCCUACGUAGAAAGGCUGUCGAGCACGACCGAUAUCCCGAAGCUCCGAGCCAUGCUGCUGGCGCGAAAGAAGGAAUCGCUUUCAGCAGACGUCGUGCCCGGAGAAGAAGCGAGCUACGUAGAGGAAGACCGCCAGAUCCCCGUCCGCGACGGCAGCACGAUCACCGCCCGCAUCCACAAGCCGAAGCGCCCGCCGGUCGACGGGUGCCCGAUCUUCGUCGUCUACCAUGGCGGCGGAUUCGUGCUCGGCGGGCUGGAGACCGAGACGUUGCUGUGCAGGAGCUUCACCGGCUUGGGAGGCAUUGCCGUAAACGUAGAUUACAGGCUUGCUCCCGAGCACCCGUUCCCUGUCCCUGUCGAGGACGCCUAUGACGCGCUGAAAUGGACGGCAGCGCAUUUCGAGGAGCUGGGGGGCAAUCCCAAGAAGGGAUUCUUAGUUGGAGGCAUCAGCGCCGGGGGAAACUUCGGUGCUGUGCUUUCGCUCUUGUACAGAGAUGACAAGCUCUCGCCACCUCUAACAGGAUCAUAUCUCUCUAUCCCGGCCUGCAUACCGGAGGAGCUCGUACCAGAAAAGUACCAGGCCGUGUACCUGAGCAGGGAGCAGAAUAAAGAUGCUCCGAUUCUAAAUCAGAAUACUAUCGACCUGUUUGAAAGUAAGCCUACCUUCUCAAGAGGAGCAAUGCAUGGUGUUGACUUUUUUUUGGCAGAGCACUACAAACCGGAUAGGAUGUCUCCCCUCCGGACUCCCAUCAUUCAUAAAUCUCAUCGAGGUCUCCCGCCAACCUAUUUCCAGGUUUGUGGACUAGAUCCCCUCCGUGACGAGGCAUUGAUCUAUGAGGAGAUUCUGAGGAAGGAGAAUGGCGUGAAAACUCUCGUGGAUAUCUAUCCUGGACUUCCUCAUGGCUUCUGGGGCUGGUGGACUGCGGCGGACUUUUCUAAAAGCUUCCAGGAAGAUUGUGUUAAGGGCAUGAAGUGGUUGUUAGAGCAGAGCAAAUGA